AAGCAAAGUGAUGUUAAUUUAAUUUGCUACCCUACCACAGUCCACAGCGGUCAUGAACCACCCCUUUUUCCCAUGAGGCUCAUUUGCUAUAAUUUCAUUUGCCACUAGCAAAGGCUGCUGAUUUGGAUGGUAAGUAUAUUCUCUUCUUCUUUUCUUACUCCCAAAUCUAUAUCUAUAUAUUUAUACAGUAUAUAACUUAGAGUCAAAGCUUCUACUCCAUCAUCAUCACCAAUUCUACCAUCUCAUCGGAUCUGCAAGAAUUGAAGAGACCUGACUAUGGAUAUCUCUUUCUGCUCCUUAGAAAGGGUCGGCUAUGUUCAGUGCAAUUUCUGCAGCACUGUUCUCGCGGUGAGUGUUCCAGCAAGCAGCAGCAUGUUCAGCUUUGUGACAGUGAGAUGUGGGCACUGUAGCAAUUUGCUCUCUGUUGCUAUGACUUCUAAUUUCCUUCCCCCUCUCCCUCUUCAAGAUAUAAUCCAGAAGCAAAAAUGGAACAAUGAAGAUGAGAGUGGGUCAACGGCUUCGAAACUCAACAAGUCAACAGCUAUUGGUCCUCCAGAACAUGAUGAGCAACCUAGGCUCAGCCACAUACGCCCACCAGAAAGAAGACAUCGAGUCCCCUCAGCAUACAACCGAUUCAUCAAGGAGGAGAUCCAGAGGAUAAAAGCAAGCAACCCAGACAUUAGCCACCGGGAAGCUUUCAGCACUGCUGCUAAAAAUUGGGCACAUUUCCCUCACAUCCAUUUUGGGCUAAAUAUGGAUAACAAGCAAGCCCAGUUAGAUCAUUCAGUGGGAGGGGAAGGGCUUCAGAAAUCCAUUGGUCUCUGCUAAGAAAUUAUUAUAUAUUCCUAAAAGUAAUCAACCAUGUAUAAGAGGGUUUCAAUAGGUACCUUAUGUAACUAAGAAAUAAAUAUGCAUAUAUUUUAAUGCAUCAUUCAAUGAGCUCUAAAAUGAUCAUCAUGGGUUGAUGUUGAGUCUCUUGAUUGGUUAAAAUUAAGACUCCAUUUGUGAUAAUAUUUUUGUGGUACCUAUUGAAAUAGCACUUAUAUAUGAGUGUAUGAUAUACGAAGUAUAUGUGUGUAUGUAAUCAUAUUCAUAUGUAUUCAUGUGUGUAAGAUGGGAAUUAUGUUUCGAAACUGUAAGUAAAUUAUUUGGAAUUCCAACAUACUUUAUCUAUUAUUAGGGUGGACCAAAUAGUAUCAUAUUAUCAUUGAAUAUUUGUAUUUGUACGGGCGAGUACAUAAUAAUAUUCAUUCUUCAAGUGUGAUUAUUUAAUUUCAUC
Cuscuta epithymum is the source of this 1279-nucleotide messenger RNA. Lineage: Eukaryota; Viridiplantae; Streptophyta; Magnoliopsida; Solanales; Convolvulaceae. The record is from the annotation of a GenBank genome assembly.